This is a messenger RNA of Pseudoliparis swirei, 2395 nucleotides long. RefSeq names its product RAS-like, family 11, member A (gene rasl11a). Bases 795 to 1559 code for a protein of 254 amino acids. The record is from RefSeq and is a predicted model, not a curated record. NCBI's taxonomy places the organism in Eukaryota, Metazoa, Chordata, Actinopteri, Perciformes, Liparidae. Gene Ontology annotation, molecular function: GTPase activity; GTP binding. The transcript has 9 exons.
AGUAAAAGAUCCUGUUUUUAAAACCCGAUUUAAAAGUCUAAAAAGUAUGAGUAUGCGUCAAAGUACCACGAAAGAAAGUAAAGAUACUAUAUUAUUGGAUUGCAGUAAUCAUCGCAUUAAUGUGGUCAUCACUUCAUUGUUGCUGCUGAUAAAGAAGGAACUUAUAACUACAUUUUGUGGAGUAAAAGCUACACUAUUCUCCUCUGAAGUGCAGUAGAGUCGAGAAAGAUCUACUUAAAAGUUCCUAUUUAUUCGUCUAUUUGUGAAAUAUGUAUACGUUUCUUUAUCUUAUUCUGAAAGCAAACCACGUAGCUUCCGGUAAUUCUCAACGUAUCCGCUAGCUUCCUCCCGUAGGGAAGCUUCGAGGGAGUGUCGUCGACGCUCAAAUCAGGAGCAUUUUGUCGUGUUCGGUUCUAUUCACCGGAGGUAGAAUCGGCGGGCGGUGCUCUGGGAAACAUUUAGGUCGCUGCCGCCUUUUUACACCAAACUUUGCCUCGUGGCCACGAGAGAGUCCUUCACACACCUCCAUGCGGUGGCAUGUCACUUUGUGGAGCAAUUCACAAGCAGUAUAUGAAGUUAACACAAGUAACUCCGCCCCUACCAGCUGCAACCUUAAGAGGUGGAAAACUCUGAUCUGGAUCUGGGAGUCUGCUGCAUCUUGAGAGGGAACCGUGCAGAACCAACACCGGGACCGGGGGCUUCUGCAGGACCGUUAUGGGACCGUUGGAGUGAUCGUUCCCGCGGGGCGGAGGAGGGCUUCCUCCCCGUUAUCUCUCCCCACGGAGAGCAGCUAAAUGCGGCUGUCUGGAGACCCUGCACCGGCCACCAUGAGCACCGGGUCCGGUAACUUCCUGCUGGUCCCCAUACCGGAGUACCCUCCGCUGGACUGCGUGCCCCACAAGACCGUGAAGAUCGUGGUGCUCGGGGCCAGCAACGUCGGCAAAACCGCUCUGAUCGUCAGGUUCCUGACCAAGAGGUUCAUCGGGGACUACGAGGCCAACACAGGAGCGCUCUACUCCAGAAAGGUCACGCUGGACGGAGAGGAAGUGUCGCUUCAGAUCCAGGACACUCCCUGUGUCGCCCUCCAGGACGAGGCUGACGGCCUGUACUGCCAGGAGCAGAUCAACAGGUCCAUCUACUGGGCCGACGGCUACGUGAUGGUGUUCUCCAUCACCGACCACAGCAGUUACCGCACCGUGCAGCCGCUGUACCAACACGUCCGCCGCAUCCACCCGUCAGGGAACAUCCCCGUCAUCCUGGUCGGGAACAAGAGCGACUUGCUGAGAGCCCGACAGGUGGAGACGGACGAGGGGGAGGCGCUGGCGGCUUCGCUGGGAGGCGUGUACUUCGAGGCCUCGGCCCGAGAGAACCACGAGGGAGUCCACACCACCUUCCUCCACCUGUGUCAGGAGGUGGUCCGGGCUCUGGGAGGAGCCAACGGGGAGAAGAGGCGGGGGGGGCUCCACCUGGCCCGGCCCAAAUCCCCCAACAUGCAGGAGCUGAAGAGGAGGUUCAGACAGGUGCUCUCCUCCAAGGGGAAGUCGUCCACGGCGCUCUGACGGCCGGACGAGGACCACGACGACCGGCGACCACGAGAUGACCACGAGGCGACCACGACGACCACGAGAUGACCACGAGGCGACCACGACGACCACGAGACGACCACGAUGACCACAAGACGACCACGAUGACCACGAGACGACCACGAUGACCGGCGACCACGAGAUGACCACGAGAUGACCACGAGAUGACCACGAGGCGACCACGACGACCACGAGGCGACCACGACGACCACGAGACGACCACGAUGACCACAAGACGACCACGAUGACCACGAGACGACCACGAUGACCGGCGACCACGAGAUGACCACGAGGCGACCACGAGACGACCACGAUGACCACGAUGACCGGCGACCACGAGAUGACCACGAGGCGACCACGAGAUGACCACGAUGACCACGAGACGACCACGAUGACCACGACGACCACGAUGACCACGAUGACCACGAGACGACCACGAUGACCACGAUGACCGGCGACCACGAGACGACCACGAUGACCACGACGACCACGAGACGACCACGAUGACCACGACGACCACGAUGACCACGACGAUCACGAGACGACCACGAUGACCACGAUGACCACGACGACCACGAGACGACCACGAUGACCACGAGACGACCACUAUGACCACGAGACAACGGAAGGACGAAGAAAAAAACAAUAUCGAAGACUUUUUUGAAGCUCGAGAACUCGAGGCGCUCGAAGACCGAACGGAGCUGCUGCUUCUUCUUCUUCUUCUUCUUCUUCUUCUUCUUCUUCUCCUUCUCCUCCCCCCCUCUCCUGGUGGACGUCGAUGGUCAGAAAUAAUAAAUAAUCGUUUUAAAGAA